Molecule: messenger RNA, 1097 nt
Organism: Vollenhovia emeryi
Lineage: Eukaryota; Metazoa; Arthropoda; Insecta; Hymenoptera; Formicidae
Exons: 5
Coding region: 309-932 (207 amino acids)
Source: RefSeq, a predicted model, not a curated record
CGUAGCAUACAGCUAAUAACGAAGGUGCCGUAUUUCUCGUGACAAAAAGGAGGCGAAAAAGGUGUUUUUUUUUCUUUACGAGGAAGGGUUUACCGGAGAAACUUUGCGCGGCACAAAGGAACGGUUAGUGUGCAAGCCUGCAAGCGCGAGAGAACCUCUCGACACCCCGGCAGCGCCAGAUAACGAAGCUGAUACAACGGAUAACCGAUCCGAAGUUAAGGGACAAACUUGUAGAAGCGCACGUUUCUACUCGAAGGCAGAAGCGUAUUUAUUGAAUUACAAAAAGACGAGCGUUACGUCAGAUCAUAAUGAAGAGAUACUCGUCGGCACCUUGUCUAGAAGAUGUUGGCAAUGACGCUAAAAGAACAAAAGGAAUUAAGCAAUACGCGCAUCCAACUACAAGGGAAUAUCUUCAGUUGGCUUUAGCCAAAGUCCUAGAAUUACAACGAGAGAUCAGGGAAGGCACAUACGUUGCAGAAACCGAUAAUAGUGAUCAGGACGCAUCCGGCAGUGAGGAAGAUUUAACGAAGGAAAUUUUUACGAAAGUUUUUCAAGAUCUACCCGGGACACCCAGUUCUCUCGCUAAAAUAAUAGAUAGAGAAACACGCUGGAAAAAUCACCGUAUGGAUGCCGUUUACAGUAAACGGAUACAAUUACUAGGUUUCGAUACUUGUCGGAGAAUGGCUCUUGAAUUCAUGAACACCAUCAUGCGCGAAUCGCGAAACAAGUCUUCCUCAUUAAGCACAGUCAAAUUCAAUGAUCUUCAACGAUACGAGUCGUUACAUUUGGAAGAUGGAAUUCUAGCGAGUGAUAUUCGCAAACGGGAGUCAAACGCGCAAGAAAUUCGAGUGAGAAUGUUGAGAAGUUUGGAUUUGCAUUUGGCUGCUAAACAAAGAGACUAUACGUCCAAAUUAAUGAGAUCGGGUAUUUAAUACUGCAUACGACACCUUCGAGUGGAAAUGCAUUGAGUGCGGAAAAUCCCCAAAUUUAAUAUAUUCUUCAAUAUGUGCAGCGUUAUUGGCAUUAAUAUAAUGAAAGUUCAGCAUACACAUAUAUUUAUGCACUAUCUCGCUCUUUACACAUUAAUAUCACAUUUG